AGCGAAGCUCUGAGACUGCGACUCUCAGGUUUUUACAAGUUCAAAAUGUAUUGCGACCACAAAACGAAUACCAACAUCCUACAACUUACACAAUUUUAUAAACAUAUAUAAUAUAUGUUUUACUUCAUAGGUACUUUUAUAAAUAAUGUAUGUGUUUUCAUAUUAUAAGAUAGUAUGAUGUAAGUAAAUAGGUACUAUCAGUAUAUGUGUUGAGAUCCACUCUCGUGGACCCCCAUAUUCAUUUCAUGGACCCCCAAAUUUUUUUUUGCUGUCGUAGACCCCUUGCAGGUUGUCAUAGACCCCUAGGGGUCGAUAUAGACCACUUUGGGAAUCAAUGGUCUAGAUGGAUUUCAAAACAUAUUCUUUUAUUUGUGUAUACAUUGCCUUUUCCAAAAAUUUGAAAAGUAUAGGUAAAAUGCUAAUAGGCCUCAGGUCAGUACACGAGCUACGAUUAUUUACUUUGGUAGAUAAAACAAGAGAGCUUUUCCAUGAUUUAGGAAAUAUGUUGUUUUCCAACCAUUGUUUUAUGAUAUGUAAUAUAUGUAUUGAAAGCGGAAAGAAUAAAUGUAAGCAUUUCAAAGUCAGUUACAAAUUCAAUAAAACCGAUUUUUAAAUUCAAAUUUAAAAUGAUGCACUAUGCUAGUUGAAUUGGAUUGUUGUGAAGGAGCUUGGGUAAUAAAAUAGGGUGCAUGAAAUGUACCAUAAGAUCGCAAAUGCUUUUUUCUCGUUGCAUCGUCUCCGCUUUACGUAACAGUCCUUAUCUCGUGUGGGAGAGUUCCACGCACUGGCCAAUGCAUAUGAUAACAAAUUAGUAUAAAAACUCGUCAUUUUGUUGAUAUGGUCAUCAUUCAGUGUCCCAGCUCUUCAGCAAAGCAAUACACACAGCAACAAUGAAGGUUAGUAACUUUUUCAUCAGGAUGAUUUUCUCUUUUCUAGUUCCAUUUCCAUUGCAAUGCCUUUCAUUUUAAACAAUAUUUUCUGUCCUGGUUUAUUCCACUAUAAAGAAAAAUAACAAUUUUAUUUUCAGUUUAUUUGACUAAAAUCUGUUUUAAAUUCGCCAAUUUGAAACUAAAUCAAAAUGUAAAUAUUUAUGGAAUUUUCUUCUGAGAGAUGGUAAUCAAUAGUUUCUUGAGCUCAGAAUUCAUUUUUCUAUCUUUUAUAGCCAUUUCAGGGCGUAGUUUUUGGUGUCUUUUUAAUGUUUCAUUUUAUUUCAGGUAGCCGUAUUCGCUCUUAUCGCUCUCGCCUCAAUGGCGAGCGCCUCCAUCUACGACGUGUUGGAGGGACACACUGGUCAUGCAUACGGUGCCGGUUACGGAACUGGAUACCCCUACAUCCACCCCAUUGUCGCUGCACGCUACGGAGCCUAUCCGCACGUCUACGGAGCCUACCCUCACUGUCUACGGAGCCUACCCCCACCACGUCUACGGUGCCUACCCCCACGUUUACGGAGCUGACAAAGUGGUUGUACCUUACGUUCAUGCCGGCAGAGACAUCGUCCACGACAACAUUGACCUGCAGACCCAGCACCAGCUCCAGGCCCAGCAUGAGCUGACCCAGGAACACCAAUUGCAGCACGAACACAACCUCCAGCACCAGCAGGAACUGGAACACGAACAGGCUCUGAGCCGUGAACACCAUCUGGAACAGAUCCAGCUGUUGCAGCACCAACAGCAACUGCAGAACCAGCAGCAGCUCCAGCAGCAACAGACCCUCCAACAACAGCACCUCCAGCAGCAACACAUCUUGGAACACCAACAGUACGAUGACGACACCUACAACGGCGCUGCCGGUAUUGUAGGACAUGUCGGUGUUGGAUAUGGAGCCUACAGCGGUGUCCACCACUACCCAUCAAUCCACCACCACUACCCUACUGUGUACUAAGAUAUGUAUAUUUUAAGAAUGAUGUUUAAUAAAUAAUUUUAUUUAUACCA
Messenger RNA from Acanthoscelides obtectus, 1931 nucleotides. The record is from the annotation of a GenBank genome assembly. Lineage: Eukaryota; Metazoa; Arthropoda; Insecta; Coleoptera; Chrysomelidae.